UCAGUGAGUGGUGAUGUUUUGCCCCUUGAAACAGACGGAGCCCAACGUGAGGAAUAAGAUCCUUUACCUGAUCCAGGCCUGGGCCCACGCCUUCCGCAACGAGCCCAAAUACAAGGUGGUUCAGGACACGUACCAGAUCAUGAAGGUGGAGGGUCACGUGUUUCCAGAGUUCAAGGAGAGUGACGCCAUGUUUGCUGCAGAGAGAGCUCCAGAUUGGGUGGAUGCGGAGGAGUGUCAUCGCUGCCGGGUUCAGUUUGGAGUGAUGACUAGAAAGGUAAGGUAACAUGGCAGACUGGCA
Molecule: messenger RNA, 298 nt
Organism: Oncorhynchus gorbuscha (pink salmon)
Lineage: Eukaryota; Metazoa; Chordata; Actinopteri; Salmoniformes; Salmonidae
Product: hepatocyte growth factor-regulated tyrosine kinase substrate-like
Exons: 3
Coding region: 14-283 (89 amino acids)
Molecular function (GO): phosphatidylinositol binding; ubiquitin binding
Source: RefSeq, a predicted model, not a curated record